This is a messenger RNA of Prorocentrum cordatum, 581 nucleotides long. Lineage: Eukaryota; Dinophyceae; Prorocentrales; Prorocentraceae. The record is from the annotation of a GenBank genome assembly.
CCUCGAUGGACCUGACGUGAAGGGAUUCAGGGAACUGGCGGUCUCGAGGUUUCGGAGGUGGCAAGGACAGAGGCAAAGCUUGUGUGGAUCAAGCUCAUGACUCAGCAUGCUCGCCGCCGCCCCCGCCAGGACCGUGGAGAUCGAGGAGGCCACCAUCACGCUAGCCCGCGUCCGCCAGUCCUGGCAAGCGGUGGGUUUGCGCCCUGUGCAGGUGCAAGCCUAAUGGCCACGGUUGGGACUUCUGCAAGCAGGCCGGAACUGGAGCUCCCACACGAGAUGUGGACAAGGUACUCGACCCUGCGGGCCGUCACCGUGUUUCUCGCGGCCCUCCUGUUUUGCGUGAUCAGUUUGCAGGUACGUCGGCCAGCGGGACUGACAAGCCAGAGCUUACAGACAGUGCACUUCGCAAUCUCAUUGGGUUGUCUGCUGAAGCAGGUGAUAACGCCAGCGCGUCCAAAUACCAGAAGCAGGCUGGGUAUUCUAUAUUUCAGGGUGUAGUCGAGGAGUCCUUGCAGUCACGAGUGCCCAAGUGUCGUGCUCGGGUCCAGAAAUUCUUCACGCUUCGCGUAUCCCCACCAGCC